AUGGAAUCCCGUCUUCGGACGACUCAGCGCCCCCCACGAUCUUGCACCCGUUGCGCGAGGUCCAAGAUCAAAUGCGACAAAGCCCUCCCUUGCUUACAGUGUCGUUCUCGUGGGCUUGCUAGUGGUUGCCGAGCGGAGACCGUUCGUUCUCAUGGCAGGGUCGUCACCGGAGAUGUAGCGGACUCCAUCCAGCCCAGCUACGAGGACCUCGUCAAGGAAAACGAGAAGUUGCGUCUCGAGAUCUCCCGACUGUCCAACCAACAACCACGUGCUGGGACCAGCCGGAUCCGACUUAUAGGUAAGAACGAGGAACUGCUGUACCAGCGACUAAGGCAGUCACCACGCCGGGAGAGGCUAUGGAAUAUCUCGCAAGUCCAGUUUCCUUCGGAGCAAAGCGUCGACUCGCUACUUCGUCACGGGGCGAACUGGACUUCGUGGUUGCAUGGAGCGGUGGAUCAGGAGCAGUUUGAGAGCGAAGUUCGUGAGUCCUAUACGGCGAGCUCGAAGAGGAGGUUUGAGCUGUUUUCGGACCCUGAAGAAUUGGCGUGGCUUGGGAUGUUCUUUGCUUAUGCUACUGCAAGUCUAUUGUUGAUGACCGAUGCCGAAGCUGAGCGAUGCAUCUUGCCGCAUGCCAAUGUCGUCGCAACCCAGCAGAACUGGUACGACUCCGCACUCUUCUUCCUGCACGAGUCUCAAUUCCUCCGCAACCUCCACAUCCGCAACGUCCAAACCAUCGUCAUCCUAGGGACUUGUUUUAUCAACUUUGGUGAUUUCAACCUCUACUACCACCUAUGGGGCUGUGCGCUACGAAUGGGCCAGGCUCUGGGGUUGCAGAACCCCAACCAACGACCAGAUAUGAGUAACAUAGGCGUCCGGCUAUGGUGGUCCCUCGUCAUGAACGACUGGCUUCAAAUCCCCCUCCAAGCAGACCACUCAGGCAUCGACCGCAUAGCAGCCGGCGUCUCCUUCCCUGACUGCAACAACCCAUCACCAUCAGUCGACAGCCCAGGCCAAUACCUCCUGAUCCUCUCCAAACUCGCCACCACCCUCCGCCGCCUCCACGAAUCAAUCUUCUCCAUCCAAGACGACUUCACCUUGCUCGCCGCCGCAACCACCACCGUCGACCACGAAAUCGCCCUGAUCGUUUCCCAACUCCCAGCGUAUCUACAGCCCGAAUCAAACCCGGCGGACGCGAACGAAGCCCACAAAUGGCAGAGAGAGAACCUCUGCAUCGUGCUACUCUACUAUCGACUCGUCAUAAACCGGCCCUCGUGCAACGAACAGAAUAACCCCUCAGCCUCCUACACCAACGCCAAAGCAGUGUGUCUCUCCGCCGCGCACGGCAUCGUCUCCAGCAUCCGCGAGUUCGACACAGGCGAUCCCAUCACACACCGGCGACUCAUCUGGCGAGCAUAUCUGUCCACGGCCGAAAGAAAGCCCGUUCGUGCUGACCAAAAAGCAGGACAUUCCUCCUCCCCGUCUACGGCGCAGCAGCCACCUUGA
Messenger RNA from Zasmidium cellare ATCC 36951, 1503 nucleotides. RefSeq lists its product as uncharacterized. Gene Ontology annotation, biological process: DNA-templated transcription; regulation of DNA-templated transcription. Lineage: Eukaryota; Fungi; Ascomycota; Dothideomycetes; Mycosphaerellales; Mycosphaerellaceae. Gene Ontology annotation, molecular function: DNA binding; DNA-binding transcription factor activity, RNA polymerase II-specific; zinc ion binding. Bases 1 to 1503 code for a protein of 500 amino acids. The transcript has 4 exons. The record is from RefSeq and is a predicted model, not a curated record.